Molecule: messenger RNA, 822 nt
Organism: Coniosporium apollinis CBS 100218
Lineage: Eukaryota; Fungi; Ascomycota; Dothideomycetes
Exons: 1
Coding region: 1-822 (273 amino acids)
Source: RefSeq, a predicted model, not a curated record
AUGAAUCAAGCCAAGAAGCACGCGGUCCUCAACCAACGGUCAUACCGCCACAAAACGCAAAAAUUGCGCCAAGUUACGCUUAUUCAAUAUCCGACCGACUUACUGAACGAUUUACCUCAAAUCACCGAUGAAGGCGUAUUUAUCGAAUUUCCAUCCUCGCCACCAUUACGCGCAGUGCUGGUCCUAAAUCCAACCCAUGAAGACAUCAUCACCAACAUCGGCUUUGUGGAGGAAGGACACACAGAGCGGAGGCUCGCAAACUGGCUAGACGGCAUUACCCACGAUUCAAUCUCUCCAGAAAAGCUCGCAACUCUCGAAUCGGAGAUGCGGCACGGCCUCGCGCUUUUUCCAAAAAUCGAGGAACCAGACGAAGAAUGGGACGGAACCGGCACACUACCUCGCUACGACAGCGGCGCCGCGGGCUGCCACAAACCUACAUGCCGCUCUGUUCGCAGCAUUGUGCAGACCUUUCGCCCAUCGCAACCAACACGCAUUCCGCGCCCGCGCCCGGUCGUCCCCACCCCUGUCCGCCGCCUUGUCCACAAGCUCCUACAUCCGCCAACUUGGGGCCGGGACGCCACGGGUCGUGCGACUCGCGAGUGGUUAUCGAAGGCAGCACCGAAACACUUCAACAUCCAUGGAAUAAUGAGGGAGAGUUCGGAGCUGAGGGUUUAUGGGAGACGGGUGUUGGGCGUGGAUGCGGAAACCGCACUAUGGUGGCGCGGCAUGGAGGAGGAGAACGCCUGGAAGGGCAAGGGUGUUGGGUUGGGCGGCUUGAUGGGGGAGGUGGGGUUGAUGGUUGGUGGAGGGAUGGGGUGGUGA